AUGCCUUCUAAUUUCUUACAAAAGAUUUCGCUCACUGAGCUGUGGUUAUUGGCAGCCCUGGUGCAGGCUACACUAAGUGUUAACUCUAACUUUCAAUAUGGAGUCGACAAGGUUCGCGGUGUCAACCUCGGAGGAUGGCUUGUAUUGGAGCCCUGGAUUACUCCCUCUCUCUUUGAUUCAGCUGGCGAUGGUGCCGUUGAUGAGUGGACUCUUUGCGCUACCCUCGGCUCCGAACAGUGCCGCACAGUCUUGGAGCAGCACUGGAGCACUUUCAUCACCGCUCACGAGUUCAACCAGAUAGCCGGAGCUGGAAUGAAUCAUGUUAGAGUCCCUGUGGGCUACUGGGCUCUGCAGCACCGGAAUGGUGACCCAUAUAUCAAUGGCCAGCUGAAGUACCUCGAUAAAGCCAUUGUAUGGGCUCGCUCAGCAGGCCUGAAGGUCAUCGUGGACUUGCAUGGCGCCCCUGGCUCCCAGAAUGGGUUUGACAAUAGCGGAAAGCGUGGCGUCAUUCAAUGGGAGCAGGGUAACACCAUUAAUGGCACGAAGUCUGCUUUUGAAACUAUUAUUCAUCGUUACUCUGCCGACAGUGACGUUGUGACUGCAAUUGAAGCCUUAAAUGAGCCUAAUAUCCCUGUCGGGGUGAACAGGGAUGACUUGAAGCAGUACUACUAUGACUCAUGGGGCUUGGCGCGAAAGGCAAGCCAGGAUGCUAGCGUUGUCCUUCACGAUGGAUUUUUGCCAACCGAGUCGUGGAACGGUUUUAUGAGCGAUGUCGCGGGUGGCAGGAAUGUUAUAAUGGAUACCCACCGAUAUGAGGUGUUUGACAGCGGCCUUCUUGCCAUGGAUAUCGACUCCCACAUCAGGUCUACCUGCAACUUUGUCAACCAGCACGUCAUGACUUCUGAUAAGUUGACCAUCGUCGGUGAAUGGACUGGCGCUAUGACCGACUGCGCCAAGUACCUCAACGGCAAGGGGCUUGGUGCUCGUUACGACGGUACCUUCCAGAACAGCCAGGCGCUCGGUAGCUGCACAGACAAAUCUGAGGGCAGCGUGGAUAGCCUUUCUGAGGGUGAUCGUAGCAAAGCUCGCCGCUUCAUUGAGGGUCAGUUGAAUGCAUAUGAGAAUGGCGCCGGGUGGCUCUACUGGACUUGGAAGACUGAAGGUGCGCCCGAGUGGGACAUGCAGCAACAGCUCGCCGCUGGGGUCUUCCCCAACCCGGUGACAAGCCGUGCUUUCCCUAGCCAGUGCUAA
Messenger RNA from Penicillium canescens, 1251 nucleotides. RefSeq names its product glycoside hydrolase family 5 protein. The coding region runs from base 1 to 1251 and encodes 416 amino acids. The record is from RefSeq and is a predicted model, not a curated record. The transcript has a single exon. Gene Ontology annotation, cellular component: cell surface; extracellular region. Gene Ontology annotation, biological process: glucan catabolic process. Lineage: Eukaryota; Fungi; Ascomycota; Eurotiomycetes; Eurotiales; Aspergillaceae. Gene Ontology annotation, molecular function: glucan exo-1,3-beta-glucosidase activity.